Molecule: messenger RNA, 873 nt
Organism: Physella acuta
Lineage: Eukaryota; Metazoa; Mollusca; Gastropoda; Physidae
Product: toll-like receptor 4
Biological process (GO): signal transduction
Cellular component (GO): plasma membrane
Molecular function (GO): signaling receptor activity
Source: RefSeq, a predicted model, not a curated record
AUGACAUAUUUAGAUUUGUCAUCUAACCGUUUACCUGGUCUAUCGGAUGAAAUGCGUGAAGAGCUAAAGAGAUUAAAAUUUGAUAAUCCACAAUUUCUAGUAGAUUUAUCUAAUAAUAAGUUUCAAUUUAUCUGCACGUACGUUCAAAGUCUGCAUUUCUUGGUGACCAACACACAAUUGUUUGAGACCGUAGACGAAAUGAUGUUCAGAAAGGAAGACAAUACUUAUUUAAACUACAUGGAGAUGGUUGCACAACUUCCAAGACUGACACAAAACUGUCAGAUAAAAGAAAUCUUCAGCUUUGUGUUGACGAUAUUUUUCAUCCACCUCAUGUGUUUGCUUGUUCUGGCCGUGUUUUUCCAUUACCGCUGGAAGCUGAGGUACCUCUACUUUAUUGGUCAACGGAGGCUGCACAUCGGUGGACGUUUAGUCAACUACAACCCACAGGUUGAUGUCUUCAUUACCUAUGAUGAGGGUGAGCCUAGAAUCCGACAGAUUGUAGGAAAUAUGAUCAUACCAUUCAUGAGAGAGAAGAACAUCUCUUACAUUUUAGGAGAAGUGGACUUUCCAGGUGGGGACAUGGUGUCACACAUCAGUGGAGCUAUAACUGGCACAAGAAAAACGCUGGUCUUGUUGUCUGAAGAUCUUUUCUUGGAUCACUACCGAGAGUAUGAGAUGAACCUGGCCAUCAUGCGAGAGUUCAAUGUACGAGGUCAGGUUAUCGUUCCUGUCUUUGUUGAGAGGGUCGACUUGAAUACAUACCCACCUGAAGUAGAAACUUAUUUAAGGAAUCAGCUGUACAGGUGUCUGGUCUACAGAAAUAACCAGACUUUCUGGACACUUCUGGGUCAUGCUAUUAGAAAUGAUAAGUAG